AUGGCACAGCCUUUGCGAUCAAGAUCGUGCAGCAGUAAACACAGGAGGUGGAACCAGACCUCUCUGGGAGACUUCAUCCUUCAAGGGCUCUUUGACGACUCCUUCAACCACCAUUGUCUUUUCCUCUUCACCAUGCUGGUCUUCCUUACCGCAGUGAGUGGCAACAGCCUCACCAUCCUCCUCAUCUGCUAUGACUCCCGUCUGCACACCCCAAUGUACUUCCUGCUCAGUCAGCUGUCCCUCAUGGAUCUGAUGAACAUCCUCACAACCAUGCUCAAGAUGGCUUGCAGCUACUUGUCUGGCAAGAAUUCCAUCUCCUUUGUAGGCUGUGCCACACAGCACUUCCUGUAUCUGCCUCUGAGUGGUGCAGAGUGUGUCCUCCUGGCCCUCAUGUCCUAUGACCACUAUGUUGCCAUCUGCCGCCCCUUACACUACACUGUGCUCAUGAGCAGAAGAGUGGGAGUGAUGAUGGCUGUCAUGUCAUGGUUGGGUGGAUCUGAGAACUUCCUAAUCCACAUGGCCAUCUUGAUGAGCUUCCCCUUCUGUGGAUCAGGAAUCAACCACCACUUCUACUGUGAACUUCCAGCUGUUGGGAAGCUGGGGUGUGGGGACAUUACUGUGUAUGAGAACACAGUGUACAUCAGCAGUGUUGCAUGUCUUCUCCUCCCCAUCAUUUUCAUCUCUGGAGCUUAUGGAUUCAUUCUCCACAGUGUCUUCUAA
This is a messenger RNA of Acomys russatus (golden spiny mouse), 720 nucleotides long. RefSeq names its product olfactory receptor 2AE1-like. The coding region runs from base 1 to 720 and encodes 239 amino acids. Gene Ontology annotation, cellular component: membrane. The transcript has 2 exons. Gene Ontology annotation, biological process: G protein-coupled receptor signaling pathway. Gene Ontology annotation, molecular function: olfactory receptor activity; G protein-coupled receptor activity. The record is from RefSeq and is a predicted model, not a curated record. NCBI's taxonomy places the organism in Eukaryota, Metazoa, Chordata, Mammalia, Rodentia, Muridae.